GCGCGCUUUGCUGCGCGCGCAGCGCGGCUCGAGGCGGUGGACGCCGGGCGAGAUGCUGUUGUGUCCGGUGAUCCGGAAGCUGCAGCACAAGCGCGUGGUGUUGGCCAGCUCCUCCCCGCGCCGCCAGGAGAUCCUCAGCAAUGCUGGCCUCAGGUUCGAGGUGGUCCCGUCCAGGUUCAAGGAGAAGCUGCACAAGGCCUCGUUCGCCAGCCCGCAGGCGUACGCCAUGGAAACGGCCAAGCAGAAGGCCCUGGAGGUGGCCGGCCGGAUGCACCAGAAGGACCUGCGCGCCCCGGACGUGGUCAUCGGAGCCGACACCAUCGUGGCGGUCGGGGGGCUGAUCCUGGAGAAGCCAGUGGACAAGCAGGAUGCCUACCGCAUGCUGUCGAGGCUCAGCGGGAGGGAGCACAGUGUCUUCACGGGCGUGGCCGUCGUCCACUGCUGCACCAAAGACGGCCAGCUGGACACCCAGGUGUCCGAGUUCUACGAGGAGACCACGGUGAAGUUCUCGGCGCUGUCGGAGGAGCUGCUGUGGGAAUACAUCGACAGUGGGGAGCCCAUGGACAAGGCCGGCGGCUACGGGAUCCAGGCGCUGGGUGGGAUGCUGGUGGAGUAUGUCCACGGCGACUUCCUCAAUGUGGUGGGCUUCCCGCUGAACCGCUUCUGCAAGGAGCUGGCGUGCCUCUACCACGCGCCCCGGGCCCCCGGCGCCCCGCGGCGGAUCCACUAUGACUCCAUCCCUGCCGUCGACACCUUCGAGGAUCUCAGCAACGUCGAGGGAGGCGGCUCCGACCCGGCUCCCGCCAACAGGGGACUGGAGGUGGGCGGGGUGCGGCCGUGGGCUCCCGGCACCCUGGCUGCGCCGGACCUGAAUGGGGUGAGGGACAGCCAACCCCCGCUCCCCGUGGGCCUCCUGGGGCUGAUGGACGGCUUCAAAGCAUCCAAGGUCCUGCUCACGGCUUGCAGGCUCAACGUGUUCGAUGUUCUGAAAGACCGAGGCCCCCUGACGGCCGCAGACAUCGCCCGCGAAAUUGAUGCCUCAGUGGAUGGCGCCGAGCGCCUGCUGGACGUCUGUGCGGCCCUGGGGCUGCUGGAGAAGGCGGACGGAGGUUACAGCAACACGGAAAUGGCCAGCCGGCACCUGGCGUCGGACACCGAGCAGUCCCUCCACGGCCUGGCCGCCUACCUCGACGGGCCCGUCUGGGGCGCCUUCACGCACCUGGGCCGGGCCGUGCGGGAGGGGGCGGCGUGGACCCCGGAGCCGCUGCCGCAGGCCCCCCACAAGCAGAGCACGGAGGCGACCCUGCAGUUCAUGAGGGCCUCGCACGGCCUCAGCAAGCUGACCGCCCACCACGUGGCCACGGCCUUUGACCUGUCCCCGUUCACCUCCGCCUGCCACCUGCGAGGCUGCACGGGCGCCCUGGCCCACAAGCUUGUCCAGGAGUACCCGCAUCUGCAGGUGACCGUGUUUGACCUCCCAGAGGUCAUCGAGCUUGCCAGGGACUUUCAGACCGACGCACGGCCGUCAGAGCGGGUCCACUUUGUGCCAGGUGACCUUGCCAGCGACCGCCUCCCGCCCGCAGACCUCUACGUUCUCUGCAUCCUCGUGCACGCCGGGCCUGACGACAGACUGCACGGGCUCCUGAGCCGGGUCUCCCGCGGCUGCAGAGCAGGCGCUGGCCUCCUGCUGGCCGAACUCGCGCCCGUGGAGGAGGAGGAGGCCGGCGGGGCGGCGCGGAGGCCCCCCGGGCUGCGGAUCCUCGGGGCGGGGCGGCCCCCCCGGGGCCCCGGGCAGUACCGGCGCCUCCUGCAGGGGCUCGGCUUCCGGGACGUGCGGGCGGCGCGCGCGGGAGACCUGCUGCACGUGGUGCUGGGGACCCGGGCCCCGCCCUGAGGGUCGCCCCGCCCCGAGGGUCGCCGCGCGAGCCUGGGGGUGAUUCCCGGAGAAGAGGCGUCCGCACGGGACAACGAUUAUUAAAGGAGGCGGAAAGCAGGCAGUCUCCGCGCGCGUCUGUAGGGGGCGCCCUGGACCCAGGAGAUGCGCACCCCCAACCCGGGAGGGGAAGGGUACGCGGGCUGGCAGUGCUUGUUGGGGGGGCGGGGGUCGCGGGGACUUGGAGAGGGGCCUGGGGCGCCCCGGGGCUGGAGGCGACCGACAGAGGGAAAGGCAGGGGGUGCCGUCCUUCUCCCGAGGGCACCUGGUCGCAGCCGGCCUGGGCCCCCAGUGAAAACGAGUGACGUGCAGAGCCAGCCCUCUGCUCCCCCGGGGGCGCGUUGGGGGCGCGGUCCCUCCAGACAGCAGGUUCCCUAGAAGAAACUUGCUCUUCUAACCAGAGGGGUCAGAGCACCCGCCUGCGGGGCGGGGGGUACCCGAGCCCCCCCACCCCCCAAGAGUCCUUGGAGCAGUGCGCCUGAUGCAGGCCGGACUCAGGGGGCCCACACCCACGACCAGGCGGGUGAGCCGGGGACACGCCCGAGCGAGGGCCCCAGCUGGAGGCUGACGGCAGCUAACGUCUGCGGAAGCCAGGGAGGACGGCCCCUGGGGCCCUUGUUCGCCUCACUCUCCUUGUCCUGCUGGGACUCUUUGCAGUUAAAAAAAAAAAAAAAAUUAAAAGGCGAGAAGUGGAAAUAUGA
Molecule: messenger RNA, 2634 nt
Organism: Dama dama (fallow deer)
Lineage: Eukaryota; Metazoa; Chordata; Mammalia; Artiodactyla; Cervidae
Gene: ASMTL
Product: acetylserotonin O-methyltransferase like
Exons: 13
Coding region: 53-1894 (613 amino acids)
Molecular function (GO): nucleoside triphosphate diphosphatase activity; O-methyltransferase activity
Source: RefSeq, a predicted model, not a curated record